Molecule: messenger RNA, 12995 nt
Organism: Ochotona curzoniae (black-lipped pika)
Lineage: Eukaryota; Metazoa; Chordata; Mammalia; Lagomorpha; Ochotonidae
Gene: UBN2
Product: ubinuclein 2
Exons: 17
Coding region: 2369-5821 (1150 amino acids)
Cellular component (GO): nucleus
Source: RefSeq, a predicted model, not a curated record
CCGGACCCGACGCCUCUCCCUCAGCUGGUUUGCACCUUCGGGGACGCCCACCCGGCGCGUCCCGGGGGUCCCCCGAGGGUGGGAUGGAGAGGCCGGGGGGCCGAGCGGGUGGACGGGCGGCGGGGGAGCGCUCCGGGGAGGGCGGUGGUGGAUUGAGAGGACCUAGCCGGCGCCGAGCCUGUUUGCCUUCGCACCUUUCGAAAUCUCGUCUCCUUUGCUUUCCUUUCUUCACACCGAGUCUCGGGGCCCUACCACCCCCUCGGCUGGAUCGCUGUGGAGCUCCAGCCCCGGUUCCUGGAGAGAGAAGAAGGGAAGCCGGGGGGACACGCCCCCGGUUUGAAGCCGAUCGUGAACCCCUCUCCUGCCUUCGUCCUAGUCGCUAUUUUGCGGGGCGCCGUGGCUGCAGUUAGAGGUGUUUGCAUGCCUGUGGUGUUUUUCUGAAUUUGAAAGGCGUUUAAGAGUAAUUAAACAUUUGCAGGGACGAAGGGAGUCCUGUUUAGGAAUGGAGGGGUAGGUUGAUGAGUUAGUGAUAUGUCUGCCUGUUUUUCUUUCUCGCGUUGGUGUGGGUAAACAUGGUUAGCUUGCUUUUCUGCCGAGUUUGUUCAUAUUGUAAUGGAACCGGGGAGGUGUCUCGUCAGCUUUAUUUGGCGUCUCACCCAUCAUAUUCUAAUCCGAGUGUAGAGCGUUCGUUUCUAGGUCCAAGUAGGCAGAUGGUAUUUGGCCGUUGCAGUUUUUUUGCGGAGUGAUGAAAGAGACCUUAGUUUUCAAUAUUUAAAAACUUUACUGAAAAUAUAGAGGUAUGCCUUUCGAGGGACUGUGAACAAUAGGGAUAAGACGGGGCUUCUUGGUGAUUGUAAUGUUUGUGAGUUGGUAAGCUUUGGAAUUAAGUUGGAGAGGGCAGUGAUACGGUGACAGUAAAAGGAGAACGAUGUUCGGCCUUUGAUUGAUAACGCUCUGCUUUAGCUUUUGCUCUAGCGUAGCUGGAAUAGGCUGCAAAGGGCCCUUGUUUUCUUUGACCCUCAGCCGUCUAUGAAUUAGGUUGCAGUAACUUCUUAGUCACAAAGUAUCAAGUAUCACAUUAUUAAACUGUUGCUAGAUUUUAUUUUAUGGUUAGGUAUUCUGAUGAUUAGAAAUAUUGUUACAUGGUCAAGUCUUUAAGUGAUUCCAGGAGAAUGGAUUGUUGAGUAUAGAGACCAUUUUGGUAGCUUCCAGGUAACAUUUUUGCCCUUUAGACUUACUUAAAGCCGUCUUGUUUAUAAAUGUUCUUCCCGGAAGAAUAUUGAAAAUAAUGGAUUGCAGUGCUUUUAAACAAAAGUUAUAUUUGACCUGCUAAUUUAAGUAGGGGUGUAGUGCUUGUAAUUUUCAUCAAUUACAGGUGAGAAGCAGUAUCUUUGGAUAAGAACAGCAGAACCACUACCGUUACUGAGUUUGUACUAUGUGCUGCAUACAGUUCUAAGCACUGCAUGGUCAGUACCUUUUUGCACAAUUGUACCAAUUCUUGGUACUUUUAUAAUUAACUUAUGUAGCUUACAUUUGGAGAAUCCAGCCAAAGUAAAAUCACUCAUUUAGUGAUACAGAGGCUUCUGUGAUGAUACUGUAUGGUGUAAUGCGAUGUCAUUAUUAAUUAAUGCAUAUUUUAAUUAUAGAAAAACGCAGAAUAACUUUUUUUCCCGAGUUUCAUAACGUAUCACCUCAUGACGGGCUGAUUUCUGAGAGAUACCCUGUCAUGCAGAUAGAGUAUUCUUCCACAAACCAUAUGGUGUAUGCCAUCAUGAAUGGAUCUGUCAUUGACGAAAUGUCCUCAGGAAGUGCCCGACUGUAGUUUGAUUUAUUUAUAGAAGAUGGAUGAUUCCACUGCUUUCUACAUGCUGUCCAUUUCAGGGGUUUGUCCAGUUCUAUCGCUGUUUGUACAGCUUGUAUAUCUUGUAAGAACUCUACUGAACAAAGAAACAAAGUUGUUUUAGACAGUACCCCUUUGCAACAAAGAUUGCCAGAUUUGCCUACAAAAAACUAGGAAAAUACCUUGUUAAGUAAAAUUGGCAUGGUUCUGUGAAAGGUAAUCCUGGAGGAGAGACUACCAGAGCAGUAUGUUGAUAUUAGAAUUGGCUAGACACUGAUGGUUUCCAAAUUUGGUUUUUCCUUUCCUUUCCCUUGAAGAAACUGUUUAUUUUUAGGGGUGUAAUGCUUUAAAAAGAAUUCAAAGUAAAUUACUUGUAAUUGAACGGUGUCUUGUAACAGACUGAAAAUAUAAAGUUGGAGAAGAGAUCUUAUCAUAUUAGAAGAAAAACAUCUUCAUAUAUUCCAGAAGAAGCUCAUUCAUACAGAAGACCCAUUUAAUGAUGAACACCAGGAGAGGCAAGAAGUGGAAAUGUUGGCUAAGAAGUUUGAAAUGAAAUAUGGUGGAAAACCCCGUAAACACCGCAAGGAUCGGCUACAAGAUUUAAUUGAUAUAGGCUUUGGCUACGAUGAAACGGAUCCAUUUAUUGAUAAUUCGGAGGCUUAUGACGAAUUAGUUCCUGCCUCUCUAACAACAAAAUAUGGAGGCUUUUAUAUCAAUACUGGCACUCUUCAGUUUCGCCAAGCUUCAGAUACUGAAGAAGAAGAAAUUACAGACAACCAAAAGCACAAACCACCCAAAGUUCCCAAAGUAAAAGAAGAUGAUGUUGAAAUGAAGAAGCGCAAGCGGAAAGAGGAAGGGGAGAAGGAGAAGAAGCCAAGGAAAAAAGUACCCAAGCAACUGGGAGUUGUGGCUCUGAAUUCUCACAAAUCUGAAAAGAAGAAGAAACGUUACAAAGAUUCUCUUUCUCUUGCUGCCAUGAUACGGAAAUUUCAGAAAGAGAAGGAUGCAUUAAAGGAGUCGAACUCCAAAGCCCCCUUGACCUUACCGACCUCCUCUCUGCAGAAACCGCCCUGUGCCCCAGCAGCCCUGGGCAACGAUGUCCAGGAUUUACAUCUGAGCAGUGCAGACCCAGACCUCCCCAUUUUUGUUAGCACAAAUGAACAUGAGCUGUUUCAGGAAGCUGAAAAUGCCCUGGAGAUGCUAGAUGAUUUUGACUUUGACCGAUUACUGGAUGCUGCUUCUGAUGGUAGCCCGCUAUCUGAGUCAGGGGGAGAAAAUGGGACCACCACCCAGCCAGGCUACACCUCUCAGAUGAUGCCCAAGGCGGUACCCACACUCCCGGAGGGUCUACCUGUCCUGCUUGAAAAACGCAUUGAAGACCUCCGAGUAGCUGCCAAACUUUUUGAUGAAGAAGGAAGGAAAAAAUUCUUUACACAAGAUAUGAAUAAUAUUCUUCUUGACAUUGAAUUACAGCUACAAGAACUAGGUCCUGUCAUUCGUAGUGGUGUCUACUCCCAUCUUGAAGCUUUUGUGCCAUGCAAUAAGGAAACACUGGUAAAACGACUGAAGAAAUUGCAUCUUAAUGUCCAGGAUGAUCGUUUAAGAGAACCUCUCCAAAAACUGAAGCUGGCUGUUAGCAAUGUCAUGCCUGAACAACUGUUUAAAUACCAGGAGGACUGCCAGGCUCGUAGUCAGGCUAAGUGUGCCAAGUUGCAAACAGAUGAAGAACGAGAGAAAAAUGGAUCGGAGGACGAUGAUGAUGAGAAACCAGGGAAACGUGUCAUAGGACCAAGAAAGAAAUUCCACUGGGAUGACACCAUUAGAACUUUGUUAUGUAACCUUGUUGAGAUCAAAUUGGGAUGCUAUGAGUUAGAGCCAAAUAAAAGCCAGUCGGCUGAGGAUUAUCUUAAAUCCUUCAUGGAGACAGAGGUGAAGCCCUUGUGGCCUAAGGGCUGGAUGCAGGCGAGAAUGCUUUUUAAAGAAAGUCGGAGUGUGCAUAAUCAUCUUACUUCUGCUCCGGCAAAGAAAAAGGUGAUGCCUGCACCUAAACCCAAAGUAAAGGACUGUAGUCCAAAGAAGGACCAGAAAGCUCCUGCAUCCUUGGUGGCUUCAGCUGGGGGUCCUUCUGCAGGCUCCAGCACACCUGCCGUUGCUUCCGCCAGUUCAAGCUCUGCACCAGCGCAAGAAACCAUCUGCCUCGAUGACUCACUGGAUGAAGACCUUUCUUUCCACUCACCUUCACUGGACCUUGUUUCUGAAGCUUUAGCUGUUAUCAAUAAUGGGAACAAGGGCCCUCCAGUUGGCUCAAGGGUAGGCAUGCCAACUACGAAACCUCGUCCAGGACUAAGAGAAGAAAAAUUAGCAAGUAUCAUGAGUAAGCUGCCACUUGCUACUCCAAAAAAGCUAGAUUCUUCUCAGACUGCACAUUCAUCAAGUCUUAUAGCUGGUCACACAGGGCCAGUACCAAAGAAACCCCAGGAUUUAGCUCAUACUGGCAUCUCUUCAGGCCUUAUUGCUGGAUCUUCAAUUCAGAACCCGAAAGUUUCCUUAGAACCUUUGCCGGCCAGGCUGCUUCAGCAAGGACUACAAAGGUCAAGCCAGAUUCAUGCUUCUUCUUCUUCACAGACUCAUGUCUCUUCUUCCCAAGCCCAAGUUGCUGCCUCCUCUCAUGCUCUGGGAACUUCAGAGGCCCAAGAUGCUUCUUCGUUAACCCAAGCUACCAAGGUGCACCAGCAUUCAGCUGUCCAACAGAAUUAUGUGUCUCCAUUACAAGCAACCAUUAGUAAAUCACAGACCAACCCAGUGGUGAAAUUGAGUAAUAAUCCCCAACUUUCCUGUUCAUCCCCACUCAUGAAGACUUCAGAGAAGCCACUUAUGUACCGCCUUCCUUUAUCUACUCCUUCACCUGGAAAUGGUUCUCAAGGGUCCCAUCCUCUGGUUUCUAGGACAGCACCUAGCACCACUACCUCCAGUAACUAUUUAGCCAAGGCAAUGGUGUCACAAAUCUCCACGCAGGGUUUUAAAUCUCCCUUCUCAAUGGCUGUGUCCCCAAAACUUGCUGCAUCUCCCAAACCUGCCACAUCUCCUAAACCCUUGCCCUCACCUAAGCCUUCUGCCUCACCCAAGCCCUCUCUGUCAGCUAAGCCUUCAGUAUCAACUAAACUCAUUUCUAAAUCCAAUCCACCUCUGAAACCUACUGUAUCCCCAACUUCUCCCAAUCCAAGUGCACUAGUAGCCCAGAGUAGCCACUCCAGUAGUAACAACCCUAUUCAUAAACAGCCCAGUGGAAUAAGCGUCAGCAGACAGUCCCCCACCUUGAAUUUAUUGCCCUCUAAUCGUACUUCAGGCCUUCCGUCUACAAAAAACCUUCAGGCCCCUUCAAAGGUAACAAACUCAUCAUCCACUGGAACUGUUGGGAAGAAUAGCUUGAGUGGAAUUGCAGUGAAUGUACCUGCCAGCAGAGGUAGCAACCAUAACUCCAGCGGAGCCAAUAGGACUAGUCUAUCUGGGGGAACAGGAAGUGGAACACAGGGUGCUACUAAACCGUUGUCUACUCCACAUAGACCGUCCUCUGCCUCAGGGUCUUCAGUGGUUACAGCCAGUGUACAGUCCACAGCGGGAGCGUCAUUAUUGGCUAAUGCCUCACCUCUGACUCUCAUGACAUCACCUUUUUCUGUAACAAAUCAAAAUGUGACUCCUUUUGGGAUGCUGGGUGGCCUUGUUCCUGUGACCGUGCCCUUCCAGUUUCCCUUGGAGCUACUUGGCUUUGGAGCGGACACAGCUGGAGUGACAACCACCUCGGGAUCUACCUCAGCCGCUUUCCAUCAUAGCCUAACUCAGAAUUUACUAAAGGGUUUACAGCCAGGAGCUCAACAUGCAGCAACACUUUCCCAUUCACCUCUGCCUACACAUUUACAGCAAACAUUUAAUGAUGGAGGCCAAAGUAAAGGGGACACUAAAUUACCACGGAAAUCUCAGUGACUUCCCAGCAAGCCAAGGAGACGAAACAUUUAGUUGGCUGAUGGAAUCUACCUGAUGGGAAAGUACUUUUGUGGUCAUAGGGCUGCUGUUUCUGUCGAUGUUUACAUUCUCUCGUCCCAAGCACUGUGGUGAGGAGGAAAAAGAAAACAUUACUUGAGCAAAGCCAGGUGCAGGAGGAAGAAAUGCUUUUGUGCAAAGCUAGUGACCUUCGGUCUCUUCUUAAAGACAAAGUUACCAUAUUAGCUGACUUGAACGUGACUCAGUUGUCAAACCCACAGAAAUACAUAUUUGAUUUUUCCCGGGGGAUGAUGAAGGGUGUUGAGAGGAUUUGGGUAAACUCCAUCCAUCUUGGGGGUUGGCUCUGAAUACUUGUAGACAUAAUUGCAUAAAGGCAAUAUAUCUAGAAUUGGGUCACUCUAUCAGGAGUAAUGACCAUGUCUGUUUAAGUGGACUAUGUAGCAGAUUUGCCACAAAAACACUGAAUGACCCUAUGUUUUAUACAGACAGUAGAUGAAGAAAUAGUGUACCCUCAAAAAUCCUGAGCAAACUUGAAUCUUCUCCAAUGUGUAGCAACGCCCCGUGUAAGUCUGUGUACUAAAGAUACUUCAGGAAUGUGAUUUUAGCACAGUGGUAUAUAUUAUUAAAUCAUCUAGAUUUUUUUUUUCUUAAGUCAGGAAAUUGAGCCUGUCGCUCUUAAUAGAAGAAACCUAGAUGUUCCCUUUUUGUAAAAGGGUCAAUUUCAUCUUCCAUUUAGAAGCAGGUACUUAAUUCUUCUCUUUGCGUGAUUGACUUGUUCUCAUUUCUAUUUUGGAUGCUCUUGAAAAAUGGAGAUUUUUGAUAGGGUUACUGCUUUUGUGCUUAUAGCCCUUGCAAGUUACUGACAUGAACUGUAAAUUUCCCCCAAAUUCACCUCACUCCACUUGUUUUUUUUUUUUAAGUUAGUGGUACUUCAGGUGGUUAUUAGCUAUUGAUAUAAACAGGUAGAAGAAUGUACUGAAUACUUUUAUGCUUCUUCAUUGAUCAUUCAAAUGGUGUGUGUAGUUUUUUUUUUAACUUUUAAGAUGAUGUUUAAAGGGAGAAAUUGCAUUAGUAUCAUUGUGUAUACAAGGGAUUAUAUUUUAUAACAACCAUAAUGUAUUUUUACUCCCUAUAUCCAUUGUAGUGGAAUUGUUGGGAGUAUUUGGGAUCUUAAAGCUUUAUUAGUAUUUAUUCAGAACAUUAAUACAAGCAAUCCUGCAGAUGAGACACUUUAGUUAUUAUAGCCUCCUUAUGCAAAACGUCACAGAUGACGAAGGAUGCUAAGGGAAAAACUCAGAGUUCUCUUUAGAUGUAUUUUAUGGAUUUUCCCUCAUCAUUCUAGUGUCUCUUCUUCCAGUUGAUCAAUAUUUUCUAACUAUACCCAAGAAUAGUGUAAGCUCCAAAGUGGUGUAAGGUUGGUCCAUUUUUGAUGAGAGACUAACUCAAAAACAGCAUUAGACUGGCAAUGCCAAGAUUUCUAUCAUGAGUUUUCAUUGCACGUUGCCCUACACCAGUGGUGGGGAACCCUUCAUCUGCCAACAGCCACUUGGAUAUUUCUAACAUCAUUCGCAGGUCAUAAAAAAAUCAUCACCUAACAAUCAGCCUGCUCUGGAGUUACUGAAUUUUGAGUUCCACCUAUAGCUGCCUCGACAGGGCCAAACCAAAUGCUGUUGCAAGCCUUAUAUAUGGCCCACAGUGUGAACGUUCUCCACCCUACCCUACGCUGCUGAUGUUUAUUCAAAUAGUAUUAAUUAGACGCGUUUCCCCUUUGGCAAAUGAAGCUCUCAGCCUACAGGACUGUGAAUAGAUACUGCAAAUCUUGGCUUCUAAGUCACAUUGGCUUGCUUCAUAGCAAAUAGUAAUACUAAGAAAUGACUGAAAUCUUUAGUUCUAAGAACUUGUUACAGUAAGAAAAAGGAUUAUUUCAGAUUGAUAACUUUUAUUAACUAAGAAUUUAGUCUCCCAGUAAAACUGAUUUAGAUGUUGUGCAAGCCCCAGUAAAAAUUACAGAACAGUACUGGGGUAUAUUGAGGUUUGACUUGAAUUCAGUGUUUUUUUAUUAGGUUUUUUAAUUAAGGAAACUUGCUCCGUUCUUGAUUUAUUGCAGUGUAGUGAACUUCUUGCUUUUCUCUUUGCAAAUGCCGCCUGGUUUAAGUAGUAGAUGUUUUCUUUUAGAAAAGCAGGCUUUGAUUUACUUCUUCCUGCUAACUGUACAUGUGUUCCUCUGUGUGUGUACUUGUGGAUGUCUAUACACACAUAGUUGUAUAAAUUCAACACUAGUGUUAAGGUAGAAGAAUAAUCAUUUAUUUUCUUAUAUCCAGCAAUCAUGAACCUGAAUCAUGUCAUAAGAUUCCUGAUGACUUUGUCUUCACUGGAAAAUAGAAUUAUCAUGUCGGCCCCCCUCCCCUGUCCAUAAUGUUAUACUAACCAAUGCAAAUAUCAGAAGGCCCUUGAGUCUGAGAAUAUAAUAUGGAGAUUAUAUUUCAUUUCCUCAGUCUUGAUUCCUUGAGGACUAUUGUGAGAUUUCCACUUCAGCAACCUUCCCCCAUGUUUUUACUGCCCAAAUAUAUUCAUUUCAGUCAGGACAACCCUUUAUGUUGCGUAAAUGAAUUAUACCUUCUUGUCUUUCUUCAUAGAUAGAAUAUGAUCAGAGAGUUUCUACAUGUAAAUACAAGUCUAUUUCUUUUCUAGAUCAUAACACUGAAAAUGGUGCCCAUUCUUUAUGGUCACUUAAUCUUACGGUUUUUAUUACUAGAAGACAUAAAUUGAUUAUUUUUUAGCACAGAGACUUGUGACUCAUACUGUAUUUUUGCACUUAAAAUCAAAUUAUGUUAUUUUUUAAAAUGGUGAGUAAUUGGAAAGGAUAUCUAUAGAUCCAUGUGUAUUUCUAUAGAGCAUGAGCAACAUCGAAAUGCAAAAACUGAUCAGCACACUUAGUUACCUCCCACUCAGCGGGAUUCUUAAUUCAGGAAGAUUAAGCUAUUUAUUUCUGCCUGUCUUAUAUUUUCAGUUGCCUUCACUGAUAUAUAAGCUGUUACUGUACAUACAAGUUAAUCCUCAGUAUUCACAAGCAAUAAUGGUCAGCAGUGUUGUCCUCAGAGAGAGCCGUGCUGAGCCUUGGUUGGAGACUGGGAGCAAAGUGUCAAGCUCAUUCAGAGCCUCCUGGAUAAAUGCAAGCAAUAAUUGCCAUGAUAAGUCAAUUAUGAUUCUUUUUUAUGUGCUUCUGAGAUCAGAGGGUAAAAGAAAUCGUGAUUUUUAAGAUAGCCUGAAGGAAAAGGUUCAGGAAAAGAAUUAAGAUUAAUCUGUAAUCACCAAAUCUUGAUUAUGUUGAGGAAAUUGGAGAAUUGUGUUAGUACAUACUUUCAUGCCCACCACCCCUUUGAUGGAUGAUGUUAGCCCAAAUUAGGCUUUUUUAAAAUAUCAACAUUGAAUAGAGUGUGUUGAAUCACCAAGGUAAGAGGAAGAACCGGGCACAUUCAUGAGUACUGUGGGUUUGACAUCUGUUUGAAAACAACUUAUUGGAACUGAUUUUUAACCCAGGAUAUUUUUUUUUCCCAAAGCAGAUCUAAAUUGUUUACUACCCAGGGAUGGAAAGGGCAGGCACCUUUAGUUUUCUCUUCUGGCUGCCUUGUCCCACAGCCCUUUCCACCUCUGCUUGGGUCAAGACAUUUUCUGAAAUGAAAUUGUUAUUCAAACUGCCAAUCAUGAUGAGAACACUGUCCUUUGGGAUCAUCUCUAGAGCUCCAGUUAUCUAUCGUAUUUGCUGCUACAUUUGUAAAAUGAACUUUGCCUAUAUUGGUUGAUGUUAAUUUACAGCUGUUAAUUUCUAGGAGACUCUCAUAUCAUUUGACCCGUGUAUAGGUUAGGAUGUUUAUUUUAGGAGUAUACCAUAGAAGCACACUGGUUCCUGUGUUGUUUUUAUCAUUUAAGUUUUGAAUUUAUGUUUGCUUAUUUUGUUUGGUUUGGUUUUUUAAAGUUGGGAAUAGAAGAAUGAGAGUCAGUAAUUAGGCCAAACUUGAGAAUUUUCCUUGUGUUUCAGCACUAUAAUUUCUGCUGACUUUAUAUUCUCAGAAGGGGCACUUUUACUUUUUAUUGUGCAUAUAUGAUUGUUUUUUUUGUUUGUUUUUGCUGGGGGGCUUUGAUUUUUUUUUUUUAAAUAAUGCAGGAGAAAAGUACAGUAGUAGGUAAAUGGCUGAUCACAAACAUGUUAUGCAAUUUUAUUUUAUAGAAUUUUAAGGGGGAAGUUUAACUCUGUAAAUUGUUUUAAGCUCUGGUAAAUGCAUAUAUUGCUCCUCUCAAAUAUGCUCAAUUCAGGCCUUUGUCUUUGUUAAGUGCCUUUUUUUCUUUUUUCCCCUCUUGAAGAGCUAUUCUCUGAUGUCCUACAGUACAGGCUAAUUAGGGGGUUCAGGAAGAAGAAUCUCAAACUUGCCAACUGUCCCAUCAUGCUGUGGUAUUUUCCUUUUCUUAAUAUGUACAUAGAUAUGUGUGUAAGAUACAUAUAAAACUAGCAGCUGCUGUACCAUUGUAUCCUUUCCAAGCACUCCCCUUUCAAUGUUUGCAAAACGUCAGCCUUGUUUAUUCCAUUGCUUUUAGUUGAUGAAAAUAUGUGGAUUGGGGAAUUUUCUUUUCAUGAGAUGCUGUCUUCCCCCUUUGAAUAUCUAUUUGUAGCAGUUAACAAAUAUCUAUGUGUAUGUAUAUAUAUACAUACAUAUAUAUACAUGUCAGAUAUUACAGGUGUAAUAAAUUUAGUGGACACGUUAACUAUAUUUGGAUAUAACCCACGGUUCUGUGCCCUUUCAGCUUGGCAUGAGUAAUGUAGGAGAAAGCACUGGAAUAACAAGAGUGUCUUGCGGGUCACAUUGCUAAGGUGUGUUGUGGCAAGGGAGACUUAAUGAUAUAUGAGAAGGCUAAACUUAGAGCCACACUAUCUAAGUUUUGAAGGAAGUUAGCAACUUUGUCAACAUCAAAAAUGUAUUUUCUUUUAGGUAAUAAGUUUUUGAAGAAGUCCUGCAACUGCGUAUAUGUUAAGGUGUUAAUAAAUUUAGAAGUGAUUUCAGAUACUGAGGAAAAUGCAUAAUCUAGAGCAGUCUUGAAAGAGCUUCUGUUUUUGUUUGAUUUGCCAGAUAAGAACAUUUGACUUACCCUGAUUUUACAAUUUGUAUUUCCCCCCAUGGCUUGAGCAAAGUAACAAGUCAAUCUUAGAUCCUGAAAGUUACUAUUGAUUUGUUUCUUACUAAAAAUAUGUAGAUGUGAUAUGUUGAAAUCCCAGAAGUAAAAUGCAAGUGCAUGUCCCCUUUUAAAUAAAUGUUGUAAUUGGGAAGAGGAGACUGAUAGCCGAAAACCAGUAAGCAGAGGCUUCUGGUAGCAAACCUAUUGCCAAGUGGCUGGAAUUCAGUCGCCAGUGUUAACUCCUGAAUCACCAUAUCUACGGGGAAUAUUGUUUAACCUUGGUGCCUCAGAUUACCCAUUAGACGUUUGGGUAGAAUAAUAUUCACCUACCUCCCAGGGAUAUCAGAGACUUUACUAUUUCAAAAAUAUUUUGAGUUUUUCUAAAAUGUCCUAUAUAAUUAAAAAUAUUAUCUUCCUGCAGAGGCUGAAAAGUGAUUUCCUUAUAAUGAACUUAGAAAGCACCCUACGAUUUUUAAGUUAAAAUCACUGGAAUUCUAACUUAGAUACAUGUUUGUUAUUUAAACAUAUUAUAUUUGUGGUGGGAGAAAAUGGUUAGUUCCAGUUUAAUAAAGGAGAGAAAUGACACUAAGUUUCUUCAUUAUAAAUAGGUUCUUUCUUUUUUUUUUCUUUUUUUUUUUUUUUGUCUUUGAUGGUGUCAUUACUUGUGAUAUUUGAUAAAGUUGUGGAGCUCAAGUUAGAUAAAAUAUGGCUGAUUGGUUUUUGGAGCUGAUAAACGAUUCUGAAGGUUUUAUCUGCCUCACUUUGCCAUGUUCUCCAUCUCAUUUCCUCAUAUAAGUUCUUCAGUGAUGGAUAACUAAACUUUUAACUUCCUAAGAAUGAAUGGGGUUCUUGGUCAUUAGACAGUAAAUCAGAGAUUGUACUCUCUGGUAGCUGUGGGGCUGCCCCACUGUGCGCUGAGUAAGCAAACCCCUCACACAACCGGCUGGGAACACACCUAGGCAUCUACCUUGGGAACUCAUGCUUUUCAGCUGGUGAAAGAGGUAGAGCCAUCGGCUACUCAUGUUUUAGGGAACUGGGAGAGGGAAGGAGGAUCUAAUUCCUAGCCUGGGUGAUGAGGUCAUGGAUGGACCAUACUGAGGCAUUGUUUUUCAACUCCCCGGAGGAAAUGAAAGUAGUGUUAUUUCACUGUUCAUUCUAGCUGGGAAUAAGAAAGAACGAAUGGUACAUUUUUAGGUAGGGCUAAGUGCUGAGCAGGAAUUGUUGGAGAGAGAGAGGAAAAAAAAACCUGUGUGUGUGUGUGUGUGUGUAGCUUUAAAUGGUAGUAGCACCUAUUCAGGAUGAGGAAACAGAAUGUGGGGGGAUUGGAAGAAGUGAGUUAGCAGAAUGCCCCAGGCCCGAGCAGACACAAUGUCUGGGGUCUAGUUCCGAGGAUUAGUUAAUGCCCAGUUUAUCUCUAGUGAUACGGUUUGGUUUUGUUUGAACCAUUUUGGGCUUUUCUUUUUUUCAGCUAAGACCUUAUUCAGAAGCUCCUAAAUCUCUAUUAUGCAAAUAUACUCAUUGCCCUUUUUUACAUUCUUCAGAUAACAAAUUUUUAGACUUCUACCCAAAGAAACAAGGAUUCUGAUAAAUGUAUUUUCCCUGGGGAAAAUUAAUGGAAGCAUAAAUAGAGAUAUUUUUGUUCAUCUGUUCUAAACUGUCCCCUUUUAUUAAAAAGAGAAAAAACUAUGAAUCUCAGUGCUUAAGAACUGUGGUUAGUGUCAUGAGAUGCCUGAGUUGAUAGGAUACAAUCAAUCUGAUGAUCAUUCUGAAAACGUUGCUUCAAACAGUGGUCAGGUUAAGGAGUGAGCAAGUGGUCAGAUGUACCAGUUGCAUCCUCAGUGGUGUCAUCUGCAUUCUUUAGUGUGAGUGUAAGUAGUUCAUUAGCCCGUUGGUGUGCAAGAACCCAAGUUCUGUGUUGUCAGGAGUCUAGAAGGCGCUGUCUCCUCCUUGCUGCGCCCCUAUUGAAUUGCCUGCAGUAGGAGACGGG